AUGGUCGAACUCAUCAACCCCCCAGAAACACGCUCAUUACUUCCUCCCCUGCUCGCGUGCCUCCCGCUGGCCUUCGUGUCCCCGCGUGCGCCUCCAGCUCUCCUCCCACUCCUCUCUCCCAUCCUGCGCCAACGAGUCAACGUCCUUAGCUCGCUGUCUACUUCUUCUACAGACUCAUGGCUGCAACUACUCUGCUGGGACUCGGGCAAGGCUGAGCGCCUUCGUACCAUUAUUGACGGUGCCACUUUUGAACCUCACCCGGUAUCGGGCGAGAUCGAGCUGCCCGAUGAGCUCCCGGUAACAUAUAAGCGCAUCGAUGAUGAGACCCUCCAGGCGCAGGUCUCUCUUCCCGAGUAUAGUAUCACUGUGCUCUACCUUUGGUGCCCAACAGACGAAGAGGGAGGCGGCCCCGGCUGGCGGGUUGCGGAGCUUCUGCCGCGUGAAGGACCCGCCGAUGAGGAGAAUACUUGGGCCUCAUCUAUUGGAGAAGCUGAUUCUCUGGCCAAAUGCAACGAUGUGCCUAGCGCUGCUGAGCAGGAGAAGCCCAAGGAAAAUGGCCAAGAAGAGGAAGACGAUGACGACGAUUACUGGGCUCAGUACGAUGCUACGCCAGGCCGGACGCCUGGAGUCAAGACCCCAGCGCCACUAGCCGGUUCGUCAACACUGGGUCCAUCGGGUCUGUCUGAACAAACGUACUUCUCCCAGUACAGGGACGUGCAGCCCGCCAUGGAUAGCCAUGACCCAACAGAGGAACAGGCCGAGGUCGGACCAUCUUCUCUGAAUGGGGAUAUGCUGGCCAGUCUGCUUCGUCGCCAGAUUGACGGGGCUGAUGAUUCGAAUGCGCCUCGUACAAACGGGUACGUUGCUACUGAUAUUCCCACUGAUAAGGCUGCCCAGGCCUUGAACCACCCUCGGCCGUCAUCUAUUUCCUCUGGUAGCUCUGUUGCUAGGUUGGAACAGGAAGCUGAGAACCGGUCUACUUGUGAGGUUGGAGUGAAGCAGCAUAUUGGCACCAGCAUCAAGAGCUUGUUCCGCCUGGCUAAAGCCACGGGAAUGCCUCGCGCCGAGUUCCAGGCACUUGUGUCGACUGAGUUGGAGUUGUUGAACAUUUCGGAUGAUGAUUGA
This is a messenger RNA of Penicillium antarcticum, 1125 nucleotides long. RefSeq lists its product as uncharacterized. NCBI's taxonomy places the organism in Eukaryota, Fungi, Ascomycota, Eurotiomycetes, Eurotiales, Aspergillaceae. The record is from RefSeq and is a predicted model, not a curated record. The transcript has a single exon. The coding region runs from base 1 to 1125 and encodes 374 amino acids.